AUGAGAGCGAGAUUGGUGGUGUUCCCGAUCAAAGGGAGGAAGUGGUGUUUUAGCAGAUCCGUUGAUCCUUUCGCUUCUCAGACUCCGUCCGGUGUCACUCCGACUACUGUGCGAGGUUUAUGGAAGAAGUUGUCAUCUGAGUCGAAGCCCAUCAAUGCCAACGCAGAGCUUCUUGUCGAUUUCAUCUCUGACAAGAUGAACAAAGCGUGGACGGGUCUUGAGAAAGCGCCUGAAGGAUCAGUUAAGAACAAGAUUCAUGGGUUAGGACUGAAGCUUCUGGCUCGUGUUAAGCCGUCUGAGAUUUUCUUGAAGUCUAUAUCUAAGGAGGUCACUUCCAUUCAAGUCUCUUAUCCUCUUAGUUUAGAUCCUAGACUUGUACGCAGGAGACUACGCCAUAUUGCUGUGAGUGGAACAAUCCUGCACAAGAAGUACCUGAUUGGCUCAGUUACUUUGCUUCCAUUGACAAGUGCAUUUAUGGUAUUGCCAUUACCAAACAUACCAUUCUUCUGGGUUUUAUUCCGUACAUAUUCCCACUGGCGAGCUCUUCAGGGAAGCGAGCAGCUGCUUAAGCUCCUCCCAAACCAAACUGAUGAUGCAGAUGAAAGCAAUAACAACAACAAGAAGCCUCAAUCUCCCACAUGUGUUUGGCUGCCAUCAGAAGACUUUAACCAGCUACUUCGUGAAGCCAACGAGGAAGAGCUUGAUGAGGAGACCAUAGUAGAGAUUUGCAAAUUAUUUCAUCUCAAUAAGAUCGAUGUUCUUAAAUAUCGCAAUCUUGUCUAA
Molecule: messenger RNA, 783 nt
Organism: Eruca vesicaria subsp. sativa (arugula)
Lineage: Eukaryota; Viridiplantae; Streptophyta; Magnoliopsida; Brassicales; Brassicaceae
Source: the annotation of a GenBank genome assembly